Menidia menidia (Atlantic silverside) is the source of this 294-nucleotide messenger RNA. The record is from the annotation of a GenBank genome assembly. Lineage: Eukaryota; Metazoa; Chordata; Actinopteri; Atheriniformes; Atherinopsidae.
AUGGAGUUGCUGCUGAUCUGCCUUUCCUUGUGGAUAUUGCAGUGCAAUUUGGCCAAAGCGGACUCAAUCAUACACAUUGGGGCCAUUUUCGAGGAAAACGCUGUUAGAGAUGACGAGAUUUUCCAACUUGCCAUAUCAGACCUGAGUCUGAACGACGACAUUCUGCAGAGCGAGAAAAUCACCCACUCUGUGAAACUUAUCGAGCCUAACAACCCAUUCCAGGCUGUGCAGGAAGGUAAGGGACCCCCCCCUCCCCAUUUCUUAUUUGUUUGUGUGGCCCAAUCAGUUUGCUGA